AUGGAUCCCUCCAAGACGGACUCCUUUUCGGAAGACAGGUAUUUGAAGUUCCCCUGUCUUCCAGAAGGGACGAGGCAUGCGGAUGGUUCGCUUGCGUUGAACCGUUUCUCCAGCACUAUCACCAGCGGCCAUGACUUUCCCGGGGCGAAGGCAAUGCUGUAUGCAGCCGGCGUGCCGAAUAACGAGGUAAUGUCGAAGAGUCCGCACGUCGGAAUCGCCUCGGUGUGGUGGGAGGGAAACCCAUGCAACAUGCAUCUCAUGGGUCUGGCUAAGACGGUGAAGAAGGCUGUGGUGGAGAAGGACAUGCUUGGGUGGCAGUAUAAUACUAUUGGAGUGUCGGAUGCGAUCUCAAUGGGCAGCGAGGGAAUGCGGUUUUCUCUGCAGACUCGAGAAAUCAUCGCAGAUAGUGUCGAGAGCGUGACGUGUGCCCAGUAUCACGACGCGUGCAUUGCGAUUCCGGGCUGUGACAAGAAUAUGCCGGGUGUGGUGAUGGGGAUGGCCCGACACAACCGCCCGUCGCUGAUGAUCUACGGAGGAUCGAUCCAGGUCGGAUACUCCGACCUGCUUCGCAAACCGGUCAACAUCUCGUCGUGCUUUGAGGCAGCGGGAUCAUAUGCGUACAACACACUGCGGCAACCGGACGAUGGCGGGGACACUAGCAAGACCAAGGACGAGAUCAUGGACGAUCUGGAACGGCACGCGUGUCCUGGCGCCGGAGCAUGCGGGGGCAUGUUCACGGCCAACACGAUGGCGACGGCCAUCGAGUCCAUGGGACUCUCGUUGCCCGGCUCGUCGUCGACUCCCGCCGAGUCGCCGACCAAGAUGCGCGAGUGCGUCAAAGCCGCGGAUGCGAUCCGCGUCUGUCUGGAGAAGAACAUCAAGCCGCGCGAUCUGCUGACCAAGCGCUCCUUUGAGAACGCGCUCGUCAUGACCAUGGCCCUGGGCGGCAGCACCAACGGCGUGCUGCACUUCCUUGCCAUGGCGCGCACUGCCGGGGUGGAGCUGACGCUCGACGACUUCCAGCGAGUCAGCAACAAGAUCCCCUUCAUCGCCAACCUGUCACCAAGCGGCAAGUACUACAUGGCCGACCUGUACGAGAUCGGCGGCGUGCCCUCUGUGCAGAAGCUGCUGAUCGCCGCGGGCCUGCUUGACGGCGACAUCCCCACGGUGACGGGGAAGACGCUGGCGCAGAACGUGGCCUCGUGGCCCUCGCUGCCGCAGGACCAGGCCAUCAUCCGCCCGCUGGACAACCCGAUCAAAUCCACGGGUCACCUACAGAUCCUGCGCGGCAACCUCGCGCCCGGCGGGGCGGUGGCCAAGAUCACCGGCAAAGAAGGCACCCGGUUCACGGGGCGGGCGCGCGUCUUCGACAAGGAGGUGCAGCUCGGUGGAGCGCUGAACCGCGGCGAGAUCCCCCGCGGCGAGAACCUGGUGCUCGUCGUGCGCUACGAGGGUCCCAAGGGCGGUCCGGGCAUGCCAGAGCAGCUCAAGGCCAGCGCCGCGCUCAUGGGCGCCGGUCUGACCAACGUCGCCCUCAUCACCGACGGUCGCUACUCGGGCGCCAGCCACGGCUUCAUCGUCGGCCACAUCGUGCCCGAGGCCGCCGCGGGGGGGCCCAUCGCUGUCGUCCGUGACGGCGACGUCAUCACCAUCGACGCCGAGAACAACACCAUCUCCAUGGACGUCACGGACGAGGAGAUUGCCCGCCGGCUAGGUGAAUGGCGGGCUCCAGUGCCGCAUGUCACCCGUGGCGUAUUGGCCAAAUAUGCCCGGCUGGUGGGGGAUGCGUCGCAUGGAGCCAUGACAGAUUUAUUCUAG
This is a messenger RNA of Penicilliopsis zonata CBS 506.65, 1818 nucleotides long. RefSeq lists its product as hypothetical. Gene Ontology annotation, molecular function: dihydroxy-acid dehydratase activity. The coding region runs from base 1 to 1818 and encodes 605 amino acids. NCBI's taxonomy places the organism in Eukaryota, Fungi, Ascomycota, Eurotiomycetes, Eurotiales, Aspergillaceae. Gene Ontology annotation, biological process: branched-chain amino acid biosynthetic process. The record is from RefSeq and is a predicted model, not a curated record. The transcript has 3 exons. Gene Ontology annotation, cellular component: mitochondrion.